AUGUGUCUCCUUUCCUCCCUCUUCUCCCCUUCUUCCGUCUCUGCCUCCCUUGUUUCUGUCUCUCCGUUCCUCCGUAGUCUCUUGCCGCAGUCUUUCGUCUGUCUCCUCUCUUACCCCGCUCUGGACCUCAUCCACUCCGUCUCUGCUUCUGAACUGGACACCGCUCUGGUCUCCGUCCCGACAUCGAAGGCUGUGUCCUUCACAGAGUUUGACAUCCAGCAGCCGCCGUCCGACAACUCCUGGCUCUGCCGCUUCUCCUUCUGGGAUGGACCCUGCGUCGAUCGACAACACAACGGCAUAGGUCCCUGGCGCUUCUGUCCCAGUGGGAGUUGCUGCAGCAAGGUCAAGUGCGCGUACGGUUCCUGUGGAGGUUCCUGGUGUGCGGCCUGGAACAGCGGGCUCUGUGUGUUCCAUAACGGGGACUACGAGAGCGACAGGUGCACAUGCGAGAAGUACGGCGGGCAGUGCUCGAAGAACGGCAGCUGCAAGCGUUUGGACACUCCGGAGGGAGGCGCCUUCUGCUACUGCAAUCCGGGGUACGUUGGUGACGGUCGCACAUGCGAGAGCGACCCUUGCUACGGGUCUCCUUGCGCCCCAGGGACCUGUUCGCGCAUGGGCAACUCCUACGUUUGUGGCUGUCCACCAGGCUACACGCAAGAUACGUCGCGCGGUCACGCCCGGUGCGUUGAGAAGGCCGACAGCUGCCGCGCGCAGCCGUGUGGGUCCGACACCGUUGCGUACGACUGCGUCAGCUUCGACUCCGGCGCCUAUGAAUGCAUCUGCAAGGACGGAUAUGCGUCGAACGGGACCAAGUGCGAAAAGCAGGACUGGUGCAAGGACAACCCAUGUGGAGACGCGAACGCGGUGUAUGACUGCAUCUCACACGAGACGGGAUACACGUGUCAGUGCCAAAAGGGAUACAUCCAGGUGGUGACGGACGAGGGCCAGCAGAAAUGCGCCAAAAAUCCGUGCUCGUACGACCCCUGCGGCACCUCAGACCUGGUGAAGGAGUGCAUCAACAAAAGCGACGGAACGUACGGCUGCGUCUGUGCAGACAUCGCGGAGAUCACCACACACGAGGAAAGCAACCAAAUCACGUGCGCUCGGAAGGAUCCCUGCUUGGGGAAUCCUUGCGGCGCCGCGGAGGCCGUCCAGCAGUGCUUCGUCGACGGACCAACGUACGGAUGUGUCUGUGCGUCGGGGUACACGGUGGUGCCUGACGCAACUGGAGCGAAAAAGUGCGUUUUCGGGGAUCCGUGCCAGCUGGGAAGUUGCGGGCCGGACGAGGCAGUCGACAGUUGCUCAACGAAUGGCCAGGCGUACACAUGUCAGUGCACGCCAGAGGCGAUUCUGUCGACGAGUGCGAACGGCAUCCAGAGCUGCGUGAUGCGCGACGAGUGCGAAGAGAACUGCGGGGCGACGGAAGGCGUCACGCGCUGUGAAAAGAUAUCGGAAAACAAGUGGGAUUGCCUGUGCAAGGCGGGGUACAUGCUCAAGUACGUGAAGGGGAAGAAAAUGUGUCACAAAGCAGAUGCCUGUUCGGUGAAUCCGUGUGGAACGGCGCAAGCCGUCGCGGAUUGCCAGGUGGACGUCGGCGGCGACGGCUACACCUGCGUCUGCAACUCGGGCUACGAACUGCGGACUCAGUCUGACAACACACAGCUCUGUGCGCCGCCCAACAGCUGCAUUGGUGACCCCUGCGGCAAGGCCGAAGCGGUGUCGAUGUGCCUUCCAACCAAAGACGGGUACACAUGCAAAUGCAACGCAAACUACACUCUCCAGACAAUGUACGGGAAACCCCGGUGCGUCCCCGGUCCGUCCAGCUACGACAGCGAUGAGGAGGAAACGAGCUCUUCGAGCAGCACGACCUCGGAAGAGGAAGGGACGUCCACCGUCAUGAUUGCCGGCUGCGUUGUCGGCGGCGUCGUGCUCUUGGGCGCUGUUGCCUACAUGGGCCGAAGGGGAAACGACGAGGAGGAAGACGAACAGCCGCGACCGCCUGCGGGCGGACCGCAGGGACCUUACAUGGGCCAGCAAGGGUACGGCCAGGGACAAAACUUGAUGCCUCCAGGCAUGGAUCCGGCCAUGGGUCGCAACAGCAUGAUGGCUCGACAGCAGUAUGCCAUGGACACUCGCAACUCGUUCUGGGGUUAA
Molecule: messenger RNA, 2154 nt
Organism: Toxoplasma gondii ME49
Lineage: Eukaryota; Apicomplexa; Conoidasida; Eucoccidiorida; Sarcocystidae
Product: microneme-like protein
Exons: 1
Coding region: 1-2154 (717 amino acids)
Molecular function (GO): calcium ion binding
Source: RefSeq, a predicted model, not a curated record